Messenger RNA from Coregonus sp. 'balchen', 11263 nucleotides. The record is from the annotation of a GenBank genome assembly. NCBI's taxonomy places the organism in Eukaryota, Metazoa, Chordata, Actinopteri, Salmoniformes, Salmonidae.
UGUCAAAUUCGCUGUACGCGAGGCAUUCGUGAACAGGAAGAAAAAUGCUUGAUUCUGUUGGAUGAAAGAUGCAGUAGGAGAGAGUUUCUAAACAGCCUUUCGAAUAUUAGUUAAAUAAAUGCCCUGAGUGAUUAGCUAACGUUAUAUUGCUUGCUUCAUACAAUAUAUCGAUGAAACUAACUCAAUUUGAACAGCAUUCCAAUGUUGGAAUAUUGCCUUGAUGAUAACUCACUAACUCAUUGGUAAGUACACAUCCAUUCAUCGCGACGUUUGUGAGAGGAGAUAGCUAAUUUAGGUACUGUACUGUAGCUAGCUAGUCUGCUGCUAAUCGGGCGAGUUAGCUAGCUAGCUAACGUUAGUUAUCUCUUGCCACCUAACGUUUAGUUGAUGGAAGCCGGUUAGCCACUAGCCAUCGUUGUUUUAGUUAUAGUUAUAUGCAUGUACCUAAUGUACAUUAUUGAUUCAUUAGCUAACGUUAACAUUCAGCUGGUAUCAGAUACCUAACGUUAACUACCUAGUUAGUUACCUUGUUGUUCUAACUACUGUAGCUAGCUAAAGUAACUGGGUGGUUGGCCAAAGUUGCCAAUCCAGUGGCGGAGGUCUAAUCGAAACCGGCUUGCAUUUCCUGCUAACUAGGUAUUUUGCACUCAUAAACAAUCUGAUCAAAUCAAAUUGGAGUAGGAACUGUAAGAGAUAUAGCUAGCUACUCUACUGUAGCUUCGUAUCCGUGUGCAAUGCAUACAGUAGGUUAUGGUACAGUGAGUAGUUAUGUAUUUUUCGUUUCACUUUCCCGUGGUGUCCUCUCUUUGCAGACGCUCCCUACGCUUCAAAUCAUCCCAGCUUUCAGCCCGCCUCCAACGGCUCGAGCACAGGACCUCAUUGCUGGGUGGCUGCUUACUGUGUUCUGGCUCACGGGGAGACGAACUGGACCGACCACUGACCCCGUAGUCGGCACAGCUUUCCCAGGGUUGCAACUCUCCCUGCGGUUGCACAGGACUAGGACGGUCGAGGGCAUAGGCCCAGUGCUCGACAGCAUUUAGGGAAACCUCCCAUUCACUAUCUCAUCCAACCAAUUCAGAGUGGUUAUGGAGCUGGAGGUGAGCCGAACCGAGCUGGAAGGUCCCGAUGCUCCCCAGUCUCUGAGACACGAGAGGAGCCUCGGACUGCUCACCACGAAGUUCGUUACUUUGCUGCAGGAAGCGAAAGACGGGGUGCUCGAUCUCAAAGUAGUGAGUGAUGAUGGGCUUCAUCUCUUUUGACUGUCUUGACUGUGUGAGAAUUAUUAGCUAAGGGUUGUUUAUGUUUUAGUGUCGUCACAAAGUCUGCAAUCUUAUGACCUAUAUAAGUCUAAGGACUGCCUGGUUUGGUUGAAAUUGAUAUUGCUGCAUAGUGUUGUAACAGAUGUGCAACAAACUCCGAGGAGAUGCAGUCUGUGGAAUAUGACAUAGACACAAACACCAGCGUUUCCGUUAGAAACAUUUGUGACAUGCCUCGUAAACAACAGGUGUAGACUAACUGUGUAAUGCUUAAAGGGAUACUUCGUGAUUUCGGCAAUGAGGCCCAUUAUCUACUUCCCCAGAAUCAGAUGAACUCGUGGAUACCAUUUUUAUGUCUCUGUGUCCAGUAUGAAGGACGUUUGAGGUAGUUUCGCGAGCCAAUGCUAACUAGCGUUAGCGCAAUGACUGGAAGUCUAUGGGUAUCAGCUAGCAUGCUAGCAGAUACCACAGACUUCCACUCAUUAUGCUAACGCUAUUUACCAAUUGUGCUAGCACUAGUUAUCAAAUUCCUUCAAACUGCACGCAGAGACAUUAAAAUGGUAUCCACAAGUUCAUCUGAUUCUGGGGAAGUAGAUAAAGGGCCUCAUUGCCAAAAUCCUGAAGUAUCCCUUUAAAUGGCGAAUGGGAGGCAUGCUUCAAUUACCAGUUGAGAAAUUAAAAAAUAGUUGCUAUUUUUAAUCAUGACCAUCAAAACUGUUUUUGACACGUGAUUGCAUUUAGAAUUGUUGCGCAAUGACACUCCAGCAGCAACGAGCUGAGGAUCUGCAGCAGCAGCUCUAGCGCUGUCUUACAAGGGAUCUUCCGCUCCAAAUGGGCUCUGUAAUAAGAUACAUGACGACUAACGAAUAUACACACGUCCCAAUUUAAUUCCACUAGAUUUUGUAAAUUAAAGCUGCACGAUGCAGAAAUCGAUCCACCAUUUCCUGGUUGCAAAAAUUCUAAUAGUUCGCCUAAUUUCAAUUUAUGUGACAAAACAAGCAAGUAUAGUGUAGAGAAUCAUUAUACCAUCUAAACCGCUGUGAUAUAUAUUUUCCAUAACCAAAAAUAUUGUAUUUUCAGCAGUUUGAAGCUGGUGUACAAAACUGAAAGUAAAAGAUGAAAAAACGAAACUUAAGAACAGGAAGCAUAGAAAUAGCGCACAUAGAACAGAUCUACCGCUUCUUAGACUUGCUUUCAAUGAGAAUGACAGAUCUGUAACUCACAUUUCUAUGUGAAUUUGGUCGCGUUGCCCAAAAAGUUACAUAUUGCAGCUUUAACCUAUAGACCGAUGAGCAUGACGGUCAAAUGUAUUUCCAUCAACUGAUAUUUCAAUCAAUGAAUAAAAAGUAUUAUUUUGUAAUGGGAUUGCUUUUUCUCCCGGUCAAUUUGACCAGCAACAAUUUUAUUUAUCGGCAUUUCAUUUUUUUUAUCGGACAAAAGCCGGCAAUUACACAUGCACUGCGAUCGUGAUGAUUUAUACUCUAAAAUAAAAUAGAAGCUUAAACUCUAAUAUAAAACUAAGUGUAAAACUGUUACAUUAUCUAGGUUAAUGUCAGUAAGGAGUUUGAGAAAUAAAAGAGAGGGUAAAACACUGAAAGAGAGUGUGUGUAAAAGAGAGACAAGCCGUGUCUCAUCGCUCAGCGGGUGGCUUUGUCACGGUCUGUCAUUAUUGUCCGCAUUGUUUAGUCCCCCCUCUGAUAGGCACAUAGGGUUGUGACCUCUCCUAUUACUGGCUACCAGGGCUAUGACCCAUCCAGUGAUUGGUUGACAGGCCUCAGUCUCACAGGCUCUGACCUUUGUGAUUUGUUAUUAACCCCACGCUGGAUGAUGCACCCCCCCCCCCUAAGGAGAAUAGCCUUGGUAGGGACAUUUGGGUGCUUGCGUUUUAAAAUAAUUCAUUAAGUUAUUUUGCUCCUGAUGAGAGAGGGUGACCUUUGACAGUUGCGUUGUGAGUAAUGUUGUUUUUCCUGCUCUUGUAGGCAGCAGACACCCUGGCCGUCAGACAGAAGAGGCGCAUCUAUGACAUCACCAAUGUGCUGGAGGGCAUCGGCCUGAUCGAGAAGAAGUCCAAGAACAGUAUUCAGUGGAAGUGAGUAAGUGUGUGUAUGUUCGCGCGCUUGUAUGUGUGUAGGUAUGCAUGCAGUAUGUGCUUACAUUUCUCUACACUCUCUGUCUAAGGGGAGUUGGGCCAGGCUGUAACACAAGGGAGAUUGGUGACAGGCUGAUUGACCUGAAGUCGGAGCUUGAAGAUCUGGAUAUGAGGGAAAGUGAGCUGGAUCAGCAGAGGGUGUGGGUCCAACAAAGCAUCAAGAACGUGACCGAGGACACACACAAUAGUCCAUAUCCUUACUAUGUACCCACAUACUCAUACCUACACCAACAUCUAAAUUGUUACCCCAACCUAACCUUACAUAGGUAUCCAUGUCAGUCCACAGUUCACACCAUUAGAAACGUAUUGAAAAGAGCUGCAGCUCCAUCUUGUCUGUACAAUAGCAGAGGAUACACUUGCCAGCGUUAACACUGUUAUAAUACUCUGUUAAGUGUAAAGGUGCGUGUCUGACCUUAACUCUGACCAACUCUGGCCUAUGUUAACCAUGAGGACAUCUGCAGCUGCUUCAAAGAUGAUACCCUCUUGGCGGUGCGUGCGCCCUCUGGUACGCAGCUGGAGGUGCCCAUACCUGAAGCUGUAAGUUCGAUUAGUUUCUGCCUCCUCCUCCUCCUCCCCCUAGUCAGUCUGUGUCAGUCUUCUGUGUGUGUUUGUCUCCACUUUUAGGUGCAAAACGGUCAGAGGAGGUAUCAGAUCCAUCUGAAGAGCACUUCUGGGCCCAUUGAUGUAAUGCUUAUCAACAAGGACCCAGUUAACUCCACCCCCAUGGUGCUGCCAGUCCCGCCCCCUGAGGAAAUGCUGCAGAACGCCAAGUCUGCUGCAGCCUCUGCUGACACAACCACUGCCACUAACACACCCACCCACACAUUGUCAAGACCACCCAGAGUCUGGCCACCGGCAAGCCUAAAGCAAAUACAGCAGCUAAGCCAUCAGGUGACCUCACUGUUAUAUCUCUCAUGGUCUGCUAAACUCUCAAUACAAUAUCGUUGAAUUGUCCCAUGUCCACCUCUGUGUCCAUAUAACUCUCUCUCUCGCUCACUCCCUCUCUCUCCCUCUCCUGACCAGACACCCCCAGCACUGAAAAACCUGAUCAGCAACCACCAUUGGAUACCCGGUCCCUCCAGUCUUCUGCUUCAUUGGACAACAACUCGACUGUCUUUGAACCAAUCAAAUCCGAUUCAUCUGACUGUGAGUUAGAAUUCAGUUUAUCUGUGUGUGCGCGUGUGCAUGUUGUGUGGUAGCAGCAAUCGGGUUGGGCGAUAUUACGAUAGUAUCGGAUAUCGAAGAUGAUUGGCAGCCAGCGUCGACGGAGACGACAUUGUGAUGCGACAGAUGAUGUAUAGCCUAUUUCAACUUGACUGCAUAACCUAUUUCAAUAAAUAUGUUAUAAACAAUUUACAGAAUGCAAGAGAACAAUUUAGACAGAGCUAAGAUUUUCACCAAAGUGCCGCAAAAUGUCCAGUCAGAAAAUGUUAGUUUUUUCCUCUCAAUGUUGGAUGAUCUGGGCCCUAUAGCCGAAGCCUAUUUUAUUUUUUAUCGCAGACACUCAGGUGUGUAAUUAUUUUAAAAGCCAAAUGUUGUCUCUUCUCUCCAUUUGAUAUGAAUAUGACUUACGUUUUUAUGCAUGCUGGCUUUCUCCCGCAGUGCUACUUCAUGAUCUAACGGCGUUCUAGGCUAUCUAAAAGUUGUAGCUUGUUUUUGAAUAAUGAGAUGUAGAACAAACAAAAGCAAGAUAGAAAAAUCCAACGAGUCGUUUGAACAAACCUUACAGCUGAACAAAGCUUAGUCUAUUGUCAAAUGAUGCAUGCAACUCUCCUCCUUGCCGUUGUGAACCAAACGGCUAAAAGCCAAAUCCUACUAAUUAAAAUAGCCUAUCAAAAGCAUGAAGUUAAAAUGAUGAAGACUAUUUCCCAAAUAGGCUAUUCUAAUGAAGUGUUUAACAUCCUAAAGUUGCAGCUUUCAAAUGGAAACAUUUGUGAAAAGUAGUUUAUAGGCAAUUCUCUAUCACAGCUUUAUUUUGAAUGACAAAUAUUACAGGCAACAAUAAGUGAAAUUGAGCAAACAAUAACAAGAUGGAAAAAUCAAAUGAGAAGUCAAAAUAACUUACAGCUGAGCAAAGCUUAUGAAAGAAACGAUGUGUAGAGUUGGCCUAUUUCCAUAGCCUAUUAUUAGCAAUGCAGGCUACAACCUACCUAUACAACGUAUAGAAGCCUAGGCCUAAUAAGAGAGGAAGAUUAGGUACAAAUGUGAAUCAUUGAAUAAUUAUCCAGUUCUGAGGACAGCAGAGUUGCAUGCUCUGCAGCCGGCCCUUGAUGAUUUACAACCCAUCACAGGACGUACAGCCAGCUAGGAUCCUUGACUGUCACUUGUGCUUCGGCACACAGACUAGGGCAGGGCGAUAUAUCGAAUUUCUAAUGUAUGUUUUUGCGCGAUAUUCCAAAUGCCUGUAUCUCAGAAUAGUGUUUAUGUCCUUUUGUUGUCUUUUUGGUCCCGUCUCCUUCGCUCCUUCUGUGCUGUGUGCACCUUCCCAUUUACACCAGAGAUCUACAGUGGGGAGAACAAGUAUUUGAUACACUGCCGAUUUUGCAGGUUUUCCUACUUACAAAGCAUGUAGAGGUCUGUAAUUUUUUAUCAUAGGUACACUUCAACUGUGAGAGACGGAAUCUAAAACAAAAAUCCAGAAAAUCACAUUGUAUGAUUUUUAAGUAAUUAAUUUGCAUUUUAUUGCAUGACAUAAGUAUUUGAUCACCUACCAACCAGUAAGAAUUCCGGCUCUCACAGACCUGUUAGUUUUUCUUUAAGAAGCCCUCCUCUUCUCCACUCAUUACCUCUAUUAACUGCACCUGUUUGAGCUCGUUACCUGUAUAAAAGACACCUGUCCACACACUCAAUCAAACAGACUCCAACCUCUCCACAAUGGCCAAAACCAGAGAGCUGUGUAAGGACAUCAGGGAUAAAAUUGUAGACCUGCACAAGGCUGGGAUUUGCUACAGGACAAUAGGCAAGCAACUUGGUGAGAAGGCAACAACUGUUGGCGCAAUUAUUAGAAAAUGGAAGAAGUUCAAGAUGACGGUCAAUUACCCUCGGUCUGGGGCUCCAUGCAAGAUCUCACCUCGUGGGGCAUCAAUGAUCAUGAGGAAGGUGAGGGAUCAGCCCAGAACUACACGGCAGGACCUGGUCAAUGACCUGAAGAGAGCUGGGACCACAGUCUCAAAGAAAAUCAUUAGUAACACACUACGCCGUCAUGGAUUAAAAUCCUGCAGCGCACGCAAGGUUCCCCUGCUCAAGCCAGCGCAUGUCCAGGCCCGUCUGAAGUUUGCCAAUGACCAUCUGGAUGAUCCAGAGGAGGAAUGGGAGAAGGUCAUGUGGUCUGAUGAGACAAAAAUAGAGCUUUUUGGUCUAAACUCCACUCGCCGUGUUUGGAGGAAGAAGAAUGAUGAGUACAACCCCAAGAACACCAUCCCAACCGUGAAGCAUGGAGGUGGAAACAUCAUUCUUUGGGGAUGCUUUUCUGCAAAGGGGACAGGACGACUGCACCGUAUUGAGGGGAGGAUGGAUGGGGCAAUGUAUCGCGAGAUCUUGGCCAACAACCUCCUUCCCUCAGUAAGAGCAUUGAAGAUGGGUCGUGGCUGGGUUUUCCAGCAUGACAACGACCCGAGACACACAGCCAGGGCAACUAAGGAGUGGCUCCGUAAAAAGCACCUCAAGGUCCUGGAGUGGCCUAGCCAGUCUCCAGACCUGAACCCAAUAGAACAUCUUUGGAGGGAGCUGAAAGUCCGUAUUGCCCAGCGACAGCCCCGAAACCUGAAGGAUCUGGAGAAGGUCUGUAUGGAGGUGUGGGCCAAAAUCCCUGCUGCAGUGUGUGCAAACCUGGUCAAGACCUACAGGAAACGUAUGAUCUCUGUAAUUGCAAACAAAGGUUUCUGUACCAAAUAUUAAGGUCUGCUUUUCUGAUGUAUCAAAUACUUAUGUCAUGCAAUAAAAUGCCAAUGUAAUUACUUAAAAAUCAUACAAUGUGAUUUUCUGGAUUUUUGUUUUAGAUUCCGUCUCUCACAGUUGAAGUGUACCUAUGAUAAAAAUUACAGACCUCUAUAUGCUUUGUAAGUAAGAAAACCUGCAAAAUCAGCAGUGUAUCAAAUACUUGUUCUCCCCACUGUAUAUAUAAUGACAAGAUGCUAAUGUCUCUUCCCUAACAAUGGGAGUCGUUGUCCCAAAGGUGGGAUGGCAGGUGACAAGCUUAGGUCCAAAAUAAGCCCAUAGAAACGCAUUGGGUUUAUUUUGGACAGAUUUUUGCGAGUGAAACAUUUGUCAACAUUUGUCAAACCUCUCACUUCGCCUCUUCCUCUCUGUUUACACAUACACACCAAGCCCCUCUCCCUGCCACUCACAACAACAAAGAUGAGAGAUCACUUCUUCCUCUCUGACAAGCGGGUUUCAACUCGCUAUUUGCAUUUGAGGUUUGGUCCAACAGAAUCGGUCAUAUGGACACCGAAAUACCUUGAGACAUUAUUUUACUGUAAUUAUUUUACUUUCUAACGGUACCCUUUUUAUGUCUCAACUCCUCAAAUUGCGCGCAGAGCAGACACUACUAAAACGGGAGUAUCAAUGAACAUUUCAUUCUGCUCAGUUUGUCACACGCGCAUUGCGGUACCAUGUACCGCUAGCAGCAUUUUAGUCAAAGAUUGUUAUGCUAGCUGUCUAAUUUGUUUAUGAGACCUGUGUAAAUGUUCUAUAAUGCCUGCUACAAGAAGUUAGUCAUUAUUAGUGAAUGUGCAUUAUGCAUGGUUCUGGUAGAAUUUGUAACAAAAAGGCAAUUUUCAUAGACUGACUUGGAAGCCAGAUCAGUGAUUAUUGCAAAAAAGCAUGUUAAAUUAUUUAGAUACAAUUAUAUUAUUAGUGGGUCUUAUGGUUGUGGAACGCUUAUUUUUAGCCUAGGUAGAAUUUCACAAGCCCUGAAUUCAUUCGAUUAUUGCUGACUGUUUGAAAUGCAGUGUUAUUUGCCCUUUAAUUGUAUAACAAAGCUUAUUUUGAGAAAACAUUUGUAAAAAAUCAAAGAAUCGAGAUGAUUUUUAGGCUAUGUCGCCCAGACCUAAUACCGGCACACACCUCUUUGGUGCCACAGCUCCAACCGAGAGGAAUACACUAUUAAAAAAGAUUGGGCUCCAAAAUAUAUUUUGUCAUGAUUCCUCUCGUCCCUCCCGUAGCAUGCGAGCUCGCUAGAGAUCCUUUUUUGCAGAUUAAAAAAUAUAUAUAUUUGUUUAACCUAAAAAAAAACAAAAAAAAAACAUUAAUUAAAUUGUGGGGUUGGCCAAUAGGGGACGAUACCAUCGUACAUCACAAUGUUUUAUGGGUACUUAAUCACGAUAGGACAAUGGUUGACAUCGCCCAACCAUAAGCAGCAAUGUGAUGGAGGGAGAUAAACCUUGGCACUGGGCUAGUACUCCAACGGUCUCUCACAAACACACACGUAACGUACAUUGUUUAUCUGUUUAGUAAGCACACACUUCCGACCACUGUUUUUUUUACAUUAAAACCCUGGCUAUGCCCAAUGCACUGUAACACAGGAAGCAUCUGUGUGGCAACAAAUGAUGUACAAUGCCUGCCUGCUAUAGAAAUGUGUGUGUGUGUGUGCAAGCUGUUUUAUUUUUGCUUGUUUAAUAAAUGUACACAGGAAAACGGUGUGUGAAAGGGCUCUACCUUAUAAAAACAACCUCUCGUGUGCUUGUAUGGUGUUCAUAUUGUGCCUUGUGUUUUUCAGUGCUGGAUUUCCCCAAAUACUUUUCUGACAUGUUUGACCCCGCUAAAGGUACUGUUUGUGACUGCAUGUGUGUGUGUGCAUGUGUAUCGUGUCUUAAACGUUAUUUAAAUGUAUCCAAACAGACCCUUGCAUUGUAUUUCAGGUAAAUAAGUUAAUGAUAAACCGUGUCUUUAUGUGUACAGCAGACACUCUCUCACCCCCCCCCCCCCCCCCUCUCUCUCUCUGUAGAGAUGGUGAGUGCAGAUCUACUAGAGGAACUUAUGGCUUCAGAAGGUGAGUCUAAAACGGAUGAUGUUAUAACCACCUUUACUUUGACUAGAUGAUUCCAGUUAUUCAUGUAUAUAUCCCACUCUCUCCCUCUCUCUCUGCCAGUGUUCUCUCCACUCCUCCGCCUCUCUCCUCCCCCGGGGGACCAUGACUACAUCUAUAACCUGGAUGAGAGCGAGGGCCUCUGCGACCUCUUUGACAUCCCCAUCCUCAACCUUUGACCUAUGAACCAUGGGUAAUCAGGCUCACAUGAAGAGGCCUUUUUAAAGAAAGAAAAUAACACUUUUUUUAAACAAUUCUUUGAGGACUAACAAACAGAUGAAGUGGUCUAUUUUUGGAGUCUUGUAGUAGAAGCUGAAUUGAUGAACAAACAGUUUUUGAUAAUUUUCAUAAUCUUUAUUUUUGUCGCGUCCCCUUCGUUGAUGUCUGAACAGGAAGUAAUUUAGGUGAUGCAACUUAUCCUGGAGAGCAGCCCUCCCUUACUGGCUUAUAGGCUUUAAUGAUGUCGUGGAAUAUAUUUUUGGAUCUGUGCUACUGAAGCGGCAGUGGAUGUGUUUUUAAAAGUUGAGUUGUGCUACAUUUGGAGCGAGUAAAGAUGGCUUGGCUUGGGUUGAGGAAAUGAAAUGAAUGGGAUGCUCAAGGCAAAAUCAACCACUACACCUAGGCACUUAUGUACAUCUGAAACUGUUGGAUAGGUAGAGCUAUUACCAUAUUGUAGACCUAGGGGUAGGGAGGGAUAGGUGCUGUGAGGAGCUGCAAUGAGCUGUACAUGUGAGGAGUGCAGCUACUCCAGUGCCCACAUAGUGGUGCUAGAGUCACAGCAGGAAGAGAAGAUCAGCUCCCUCACCUGCCGCACCAUAGUCUCUCUUAUGAGUCAGGCACACAAGACCAGCCACAACACCACAAUAUACUGACAACAACAUGUAAAUCCAUUAAAAGCCUUUACCAGUCCUAAUCUAUUGAUACUAUUGAUGAGGCUUACAGUUCUCUUCAGUUGCUGGUGCAUUUUAUAUCUUGUCUGUUUCUCCCUCAAAGUGUAUGUGUGUGUGUGAGCAUGGGGAGAGGUUUUUUAUUUGUAAUUUUCACAAGUCUCAACUCUGAAUUCUAUUGUAAAAUGCUCUUUAUUUUGGUGUAUUUUUAUACUGAACUGACACUGUCAAGGAACAGUACAUAUAUAUUUUGUCUGUCUCUGUGUUUUGACAUCCUUAUCCAGAUUCAACUAUGAUGAUAUGUGUUUGUUCAGGAAGUUCAGUAGUGAAUAUUUUUCAAAUGUAGUGUCAAAUCUGCUGUUUCAUUUGUAUUGUUUGGUUGUAUUGCAUAUUUCUGUUUGUAACCUGCUCAUGUUCUGAUGAGUAAGUUCUCAUGAGUUCACAUCAGGGGUGAACUGGAACCAGAAAUCGGUCUGGGAAUUUCUGUCACCCCGGCCUAUCUGUUCGGGGACGUAUAUUUUUGGUCAGAGUCUGUGAAAUGGGACGUGUGUGUGUGUGUGCGUGCGUGCAUGUCUUGUAUCAAGCUCCUGUUUUGUAGCUUGUUGUGGGAGAGGAAAAGUUAAAUAGAAAGGCUGAACUAUUCUACAGGUGAUAUGUUGGUUGUAUACAUAAAUGUGUUUAUUUUUCUAUAUCAGGAAUAUACUAAUUGUAACCCCUAUCUCCUCCAAUUCUACAGUGUAUAAGUUGCAGAUUGACAUACAUGCACCAGUCUUUGUUAUCCUAUGUGCAAACAACCUCAGCAUGCAGCCACAAAUCCACUGAGUAAACCUGCCUAUGUUUUUAUACGCUAAGUGAGGCUCAGAGAAUAUUUGUUUUAGAAAUGGGCGGUCACUCCUGAUUACCGGUAUGAAUUUAAAAGAUUAUAUUAAAACCUUUUUGAAUUUUG